AUGGAGGGGCCUUCAGGAGACUCAGUUCCAAGCCAGCCUUUGAUCGGAACACUCAGAAGAAGUAUGAUACCCCAGAAACUACAAAAGAAGAGAGAGGUCUUGGAAGGCAAGAGAAAAUUCAAGGCCAAACCCAAAAACCAACUUGGUGAAACUACCAGAAGUCCUAUGAGGUUGACCAGUUGCAUCUUCCAAAGGCCUGUGUCUAGAAUAACUUCUUAUCCUGGGAAUAUCAGCAAGAGAAGGAAAGACCAACAGAACCUAGAGAAACCUCAGCAGCUAUGUGCUUUGAAGAGGUUGCAGGACCAUCAGGGUGGAGGCAGGAAAGGGGACUUUUUAUGUCCAUUGGAUUCUACAAACUCUGUAAACCGAAGUGCACUGGGAAUGCAGGAUGGUGGCAAUAUCCAAAGUGGUCUUAAGGAUCUGCACACUUCCUCAGAGUUCAUCUCUGUCCACCAUCCAUGGCUGGAAAAGGAACAAGGGGCCCUCAGCAGUCCAGGGGUAACAAUUCGAGCAUCUCUUCAGCUAUCACCAUCUUAUUACAGAGGAGGGGUGACUACUGCAGAUAUCUACAGAAAGGCCAAGAAGGUGAAGAGAGCCCAGAAGAGACUGGCUGAUACCUUAGAGGAAGACAGGCUUGCCAGACAGGCAGAGAACAUGAGGGAUUGA
Molecule: messenger RNA, 666 nt
Organism: Acomys russatus (golden spiny mouse)
Lineage: Eukaryota; Metazoa; Chordata; Mammalia; Rodentia; Muridae
Product: methyl-CpG-binding domain protein 3-like 2B
Source: RefSeq, a predicted model, not a curated record